Aphanomyces invadans is the source of this 2061-nucleotide messenger RNA. RefSeq lists its product as hypothetical. The record is from RefSeq and is a predicted model, not a curated record. The transcript is spliced from 8 exons. The coding region runs from base 1 to 2061 and encodes 686 amino acids. NCBI's taxonomy places the organism in Eukaryota, Oomycota, Saprolegniomycetes, Saprolegniales, Verrucalvaceae.
AUGAUUAACAACAUCACGCCGUCGGCGGUUGCUACUGUGUCGGCUGCGGCAAGUUCGGAAGAUCUCGCCGUUGAUGACAGUCUGGUCCCUGACACAACCGCCCACACCCCCGACGCGAAAGUGAAUGACCAAGUCUCCCAGUCUCCGCCGACUGACCCUGACCAGGCAGCCCCGGGAUAUGGCGACUCUGGUGCACCGGAGAUCACGGCCGCCAACUCAAUCCAAACGAAUGCCCAGGCACGCCGCGACUCUGCUGCGUCUUUGGCACAUUUAUUUGGCCGCGUGGAUUUGGGAUCGGGUCCUAGAUUCUCCGUCAUGACAAAGCCUCUGACACCCGAUAUUUACGUGCAAGGACCGUUUUCAGACCCUGUGAAACGUGCGUCUUUCGCCUUGAGUGUGAGUGAAGGUCUCCAAAACGACCAACAAUCUGGUGAUACUGCCGACAACCUGCCGACACCACCAGCCGCGAGCCAGUAUGCCGGCCCAACCCGCCUCCAAGGCAUGCCGCACACUCCGUCUCGUCCACGCUAUGAUGCGCCGGUCGCAUGGCUAAACAGUCCGCGCGGCAUUCGGGACCUCGCUCUUGCCGCUCUUGUGGUGGUGGUGACCAUUCUCCCUGGCGGUCAACCGGCUGUUCGGCGUUUGUUGCACGAGCGUGUUCUCGAGGCUGAGGCCAAUGGCCUCGCUGGUGAUCAUCUGUCGCGUUUACGUGCCAUGCUCCACCGCUAUGUGGAUGUUUUUCGCAUCGAGUUCGGCCGCGACCCCCCUUUCAAGGUUCCUCCGUUGGAAGCGCGUGUCCGUCCAUCUGAGUCGCCGGCGAAAUGCUCCGCCAGGCGCUACCCACGAACUCAUCAACGUUUCAUGGAGGACCACAUGGCGGAUCUCGAGGCCGCUGGCCUUGUCUAUCUCAAUACUGGUAGCCGUUGGGCCACUCCUCCGCGAAUUGUGCCGAAAAAGGACGGCUCGUAUCGCAUGACGGUCGAUCUCCGCUCAGUCAACUCGCGCACGGAGCACCUCCAGUGGCCCAUGCCACAGCUCGAAGUUGCCCUCGGUUUCCUCACUGGCAGCCGUUUUUACCUCGCGCUCGAUUGGUUUUGUGGUUACUGGCAGCUGCCGCUGGCCCCUGGAAGCCAGGAACUGUUCACAGUUAUGACUCAUCGCGGCAUGAUGACGCCGACGCGUGUGACCAUGGGUGGUUCUGACAGCGUGGGCUACUGCCAAUCGUGCGUUGAACUCAUUUUCAAAGAUGUGUUGUAUCAUUCGCUUCUCGACAUUUUGGACCGCGUGCUCCAGGCAUGCGCGUCCUCGGGCCUCAAGCUACACCCAAACAAGUGUUCGUUUUUUCUCACGCGUGCGAAGUGGUGCGGUAAAAUCAUCUCGGCCGAUGGAAUCAGCCAUUGCCCAGAUCGUGUCAAGGGCCUGGUCGAACUUAGCACACCUACAACGGCGGCGCAGUUGCAGAAGUUCCUCUGCUGCGCAAACUGGGUGCGCUCAAGCGUUCCCCAUUUCUCUGGGCUCGUAGCACCGCUCACGCAACUCCUCGCUGUCGCCUCUAAGUCGGUCUCCAGUCGCCAGCAACGAAAACUCGACAAGGAUGCUCUUAUCUCCAUGGUCUCGCUCUCGCACCCUGAUAAUGAGUCUCUGGUCUACCUGUUUGCCGAUGCGUCCCUCGAAUUUUGGGGCCCGUUGUUUUACGGUGCCGCGAGUCGAUGGCCCAUCCCCGAAAAGGGGGUCUUCGCGAUUGUGGAGAGUUGCAAGCGUUUGGAGUACUUUCUGCUGCGCCCUCGUGGUUUUGUGAUUUGUACCGAUCAUCGCAAUCUCGUCUACAACUUUGACCCGCUUGCAACCGACGGCGCCAUGCAGCGCCAUCAAGCCGACCGCCUUCAACGAUGGGCUAUGGUCAUGACUAGCUAUAACUACUCGAUCCUUCACAUCCCCGCUCUGUUGGCGUACUUGCACUGGUCCCAGUGUCUCCACUGCAGACUGCUGAUUUUGUUUGGCCCACGCUCGGUGAGAUUGCUAACAUUCAGCGUGAUCACUUGCCACCGCCAGCCGGCGUGA